Molecule: messenger RNA, 2353 nt
Organism: Malaya genurostris
Lineage: Eukaryota; Metazoa; Arthropoda; Insecta; Diptera; Culicidae
Exons: 2
Coding region: 1209-2240 (343 amino acids)
Source: RefSeq, a predicted model, not a curated record
UCGCCACACUAGCGGCCCUACAGCACUUCCCCACAAAUUGUCGAUCAGAAUAUCAUCACUACGAUAAGAAAAUUAGGAUUUUACUCGAUUUGAAAUGCUCGAAUGUUUGUUUACCAUACUCUGUGCGCUCUGAUUGCCCGCCAAAUGCCCCAGAUGUUGGCUACGAUAGCACUUGCUUGAGCGCCUUGUCCACCGGGUUGGAUUUUUCCGAUGAAUUUGGAACCAAGAUUCCGUGUAUGCAAAUUACAGAUUUUUUGACAGAAAUACAGACUUUUCAAAUUUUUAAUUGUGGUAAUUGAAUAUUCAGUUAAGAGUAGUAAAAUUCAAUAUUCAGUUAAGAGUAGUAAAAUCGUUAUCCUGAUUGUGUGGUAGUACUGAAAAAAGAAUUAAAAUUCAUAGGGUCACAUAAACCAAUGAUUGUUUUCUUGUUCUUCUGUUAAUAACUCCCGAAUUUUCACGUUUACUUACAAAAUAUUUGUGUAGAACGAAUCGAUAUAUUUCCUUUUUUCUGCUCUGCAUUUAUGAGUGUAAGACGAAACGUAAAGAUAGUGAUAAUAUUCCCAUUUUUCUGACAAUACCAGAUAUGUAACGAACAUUUGUGUAAUAACCGUAAUAAGACUAAUAUAUUCGAAAGAGAAAAUAAACGAAAAUCUUUAAAUGGCUUUUAGGUUCUUUUGAAAUGUUUACGUCGAUUUUUCUCUUUAAAAUACAGUUUCAAAUGUGGCAACCCUGAUGGCUAAGGUCAAUUAGCUAUUUUUGAUUUGUUUUCAUUUGAUUCACGUGUGAUUAUUAUAGAAUGUGGAUCAUAAAUGUUUUGUUUGAUGCUCAGACCGGACAUACUGUUAAAAUGUAUGUUUGGAGUGUUUCAGAAUGUCUAUAAUACCUACUAAAAUUUUAUAGGCUCUGUGAAACCAGCAAGGUUAAUAAAUUGAUGUUUUUGUUUUGUCAAUCGACAUCCAAGCAAUCCAGCGAUAUUGAAGUCUGCCGCAUGUAGUUCCGCUGUCAACCGGAAAUUUCUAUUUCUCAGUGAACUUUUAGAAGGAGUGGUGUUUCGCCGGUAAUUGGGCAUUGUAAUUUCCGUUAAUUCUUCAAUUCUUUGUAGUUAGAAAAGCGGUUUUCGUUUUAUUACCACAGAUUCAAGAGUCGCUCAUUUUUCAUUCGCCACGUGGCAAAACGCAGUAUCGAUUGAGGCAAGCCGAAAACCUAUUAUGUCCAACCUCAUGCAACCUUCCAGAGGAGCCACUAGAACGAUGAUCACUAAUUCAGAGGGUUUCCGUUGUACCCUUUGUGGUGGACUUUUCGGGAAAUGUUAUCUGCUGAGAUCUCAUCAACAGAAGGUGCACGGAUUGGUUCAACAGAAUGAAGAACCGAAAACGGAACCAUCACCUCCCAGUGUCACAACCGUCAUCAUUCCAGCUAUAAAAACUCCUGCAAUGGCGAUAUCCAAGGCCAGAGGCGAGAUUCCAUUCGCGGUGCUGCAUAUGAUCGAUGAAAUCCCAUUGAUUGUUCGCGUUUUGGAUCAGGGAGAAUACAGCAUUUUGAAGGCAGCUGAGAAAAGUGAUUUCCGAGAAUCCCAGCAAGGUGGUCCAGGGUUGGACGAGAAUCAAAGUGUUUCGAUAGCUGUGGUUGCAACGAUUUAUCAAAGAGUAAGUCCGGAUGGCAACAAAUAUUUUGCAAUUUCGGCACCGGUCUCCUGCUACCAAACGCAAGCUCCAUCCACGACCGGUAGGGAUACGGAAGAGCGAAACGGAGUCAUGCAGGAUUCUAUUGGAUGUGCAAAUUUGCUUAAAACAUUGACGCAACUAAAUGCGCCGGAUAUUAUCGCUAAAAAAGUUCCAUCGAAAACCAAUAUUUUUACAGAGUCGCAUCCUUCUACAUCGGGCGCGAAUCAAUUGAAAAGAAAGUACAAUAGAAAAGUAAGUCUCCCACCGCUUAAGAGACCACCUAAGCAACCGAAAGUUAUCACUGUUGUCGAUGGGCUGCAGCAGUGGGACACUGGAAAAAGAUCUAGAACCACUCAAAGAAAUUUUCAAGAUAUCGCAACAGGUUCAUUACUUUCACCCAAACGUGCUCCUGCUGCUAGAACUGUUCCACCAUCCGCGGAACCGAUUGUCAUGGAUGAAGAAGACCCGUUUGCAAGCCUGAACGUGUUGGAUUUGAUCCAGGUUGAAGACGAAAUACUUCCGCAAAGAAUGGUUAUUGGUGAUUUAAGCGAAGAAAUUUUCUUGCCCAUUGUUUAGAUCUAAGACAAACUUACCUUCUACGGAAAACUUUUGCUGCUUCCUACUAUUUCCUUUGUUUCAAACUAAAACUAUUAAGAACUAAGCAAUCUAGUCUUUGUUAGCAUUGGAAA